Molecule: messenger RNA, 1956 nt
Organism: Folsomia candida
Lineage: Eukaryota; Metazoa; Arthropoda; Collembola; Entomobryomorpha; Isotomidae
Product: protein draper
Exons: 5
Coding region: 224-1651 (475 amino acids)
Source: RefSeq, a predicted model, not a curated record
GACAUGACAACCAAUUGAUAAGCAUAAGCAUAUCUCGACAGAAACUUAUACAUAAAUUUGGCACAUAUUUACAUACAUAAUUGAUAUUGUUAAUAAUUGGGUAGAUAAUAGAAAAGUGUUACAGAAUACAGAUUUUACUCUAGUCACCCACAAAAUAACGGGUCCACAUUAUUCGAGUCUGACCCUUAUAGAGAGCACACUAAAUAUCAUCUGAUUUGCAAAUAUGAAUCAAAUAAUAAAGGCGCAAUGUUUAGUCUUGCUAAUCCUAUCCGUGCUAAACGCUGUGGUUAGCUGGGCCUACCUCGAUUAUGAAGCGCCAUGCAGUCCCAGUGAUACAGAGAACGUCUGCGACCCGUCCAAAUUCCUCAAGUGUAUAGAUAACACGUGUCUCUGCAAUGGAACAAUGGUCUGGGAUGUAAAGAAUGUGGAACGAUGCGGUUUAAAGCUGGGUCAGGUUUGCCCAAUUUAUCCAUCAUUCCGGGGUCCCUUCUGCUAUGGAACGGCGGUCUGUAAAGAAUCUGACGGUCAUCUGCAGCAAGGAAUUUGCACAUGCGUAUCACCCGAUGAACCAUCGCCGAAUGGGGAAUACUGUAUUCACCUGGCCCACAACGUGGGAGAAUAUUGCACCCAACAUUACGUGACCUGCAGUACCACAGAUCGCUUAAUAUGUUCUGGUACCCAAUGUACAUGUGAAUCGGGGUGGCUCGUUAAUGGUACCGUCUGCAUGGCGGGAUUUAACAGCACUUGCAAAGUUGGUAGCGAAUUACCCAUAGAAACAUGUAGAAGUAAUAAUUUGCUCAAAUGUAAUCCGGAAACUGAACGGUGCGAGUGCUCCCGCGGAACAGAUCACAUUUGGCAUGAAAAUACAAAAAUUUGUCUAACUAAAGCUGGGGCAACGUGUGAACAUGAUGAUUUCCAUCAUUACGAAUGCAUUGAGAAAGCGAGUUGUAGAACCGGACCAAACGGUUUGGGCAGAAUUUGCACCUGUAAUAAAUACCAUCACCCCUCUCCUGACGGAACUGAAUGUGUGCAAGACCCCGUUGAAAGAAUCCUAGCCCCUGGAGAACUCUGCGAUCCCGAAAAUCUCGUGGAAGUCUGUAAUUACGCCAAGGAUAAUGUGUGCUCCUGUCCUAACAAAAAUUUCACCUGCUCGUGCGAUUGCGAAAAACCGUUUCUCAUCAAUUCAAAGGGCGAAUGCCCAGCUGGGUUUGAAGCACCUUGCGAAAAUUUACCAAAUUCUCCAAUUAACUUGACCUGCAAUGAAGAAGCGUAUUUGAAAUGUCAUCAAAUUGGGGAAAAUUCUACGUGUGGGUGCGAUUCACCCCUUAGCCAAUUUUACGAUCGAGUUCUAAAAACGUGUCAACUACGAGUUGGUCAAGAGUGUGACCCGAGUCCAGACAAAAUUUCGUGUCCAGAAACUUCCAUCUGUCGCAAAACUGAUGGGGACAUCACACGUUGUUGGUGCGAGCAUAGCUACAAACCUUCCGAGGAUGAAAGGAGGUGUUACUACACUUACAGCGCAACCCAGUUACCGCACGGUGCGGCCUGCCAAGAGUGGAAUUAUCUCGAGUUUUGUCCGAAAUCUUGGAACUUAUUUUGUGUAAAUGGCACUUGCCAAUGUCCAGAAGAGAUUGAAGGAAAAAUAUGGUAGCAACUCUGAAUUUCAUGGAAACAGUGGCCGCGGAAGCCGUGACGGACCACAUUCGUGGGGACAUUGACAUUGUAGGAUAGGGAAAAGAGGGGUUUAUAUACGUAUAUGUAACAUGGACACAUGAUCCGGACAACCGUGGGGGAAUUGUCACUGUCUCGCCACGCUUGUGAAACAACUGUACUUCAAUUAAUGUGACCUUUCAGUAGCAUAUCUUUACCAACGCGGUGACGAUUUUGUAACCAAUCUAGAUAUUUUGAACUGUUGAAAUAAGUAUUUAACAAAGUCUGCAUAUUAACGAUAUCCUG